UGGGGGACAAGACUCAUGGAAGAAAGCAACACCAGCAGAGAGCGGUAUCUGAAAAGUGUUCUGCGGGAGUUGGUUACGUACAUGAUUUUCCUUGUGGUCUUGUGUGUCUUGACUUACGGGACAGUGAGUUCCAGUAUGUACUACUACACAAGGGUUAUGUCGCAGCUCUUCCUGGAAACGCCUGUAUCAAAAACAGAAAAAACUGAUUUCAAAACUUUGUCCACAAUGGACGACUUCUGGAAGUUCACAGAAGGCCCUUUGCUGGAUGGUCUUUACUGGGAGAUGUGGUACAACAACAAAACCAUGGCAGAAAACAAAAGCUUCAUUUAUUAUGAGAACCUGCUGCUAGGAGUACCUCGCAUUCGACAGUUGAAAGUGAGAAAUGGUUCAUGCUCAAUACCUGAAGAUUUAAAAGAUGAAAUCAAAGACUGCUAUGAUGUCUAUUCUGUAGCUAAUGAAGAUACUGCUCCUUUUGGACUUCAAAAUGGAACAGCUUGGACAUACACCACUGAGAAGGAUUUGAAUGGGAGCAGCCACUGGGGCUUGAUUGCCACAUAUAGUGGGGCUGGUUAUUACCAAGACCUCUCAAGGACCAGAGAAGUGACAGCUGUGCAGAUUGCUAGCCUUAAGAAGAACCUGUGGCUGGACAGAGGGACCAGAGCAGCUUUCAUUGAUUUCUCUGUAUACAAUGCAAACAUCAACCUAUUCUGCGUUGUCAGAUUGUUAGUGGAGUUUCCAGCCACUGGAGGCCUUGUUACGUCUUGGCAGUUUCAGCCGGUGAGGCUGAUUCACUACAUCUCCACUUUUGACUUUUUCCUGGCAGCGUGUGAAAUGGCAUUUUGUCUUUUUGUUCUUUAUUAUAUGGUGGAAGAAAUCUUAGAAAUUCACAUUCAUAGGCUGCAUUACUUCAGAAGUCUCUGGAAUUGCCUUGACGUCCUUAUCAUUAUGCUUUCUGUGGUAGGUAUAGGAAUUGGCAUCUAUCGGACAUCAACUGUUGAUACACUCCUGAAGAAGCUACUGGAAGAUCAGAACUCGUUCCCCAAUUUUGAGCCUUUGGCAUAUUGGCAAAUGCAAUUCAACAACAUUGCUGCAGUCACUGUGUUUUUUGUCUGGAUUAAGCUUUUCAAAUUUGUCAACUUCAACAGAACAAUGAGUCAGUUAUCCACUACCAUGUCUCGCUGCGUCAAAGAUGUCAUUGGCUUUGCUAUUAUGUUUUUUAUUAUUUUCUUAGCAUAUGCUCAGUUGGCCUAUCUUGUCUUUGGCACUCAAAUCGAUGACUUCAGCACUUUCCAGGACUGCAUAUUUACUCAGUUCCGCAUCAUUUUGGGAGACUUCAACUUCACAGAGGUUGAAGAAGCUAAUCGUGUUUUGGGACCAAUUUAUUUCACUACAUUUGUGUUCUUUAUGUUCUUCAUUCUUUUGAACAUGUUUUUGGCCAUUAUCAAUGAUACAUACUCUGAAGUCAAAUCAGAUAUGGCCCAACAGAAGGCAGAAAUGGAACUGUCGGACCUUAUCAGAAAGGGCUACAACAAAGCCAUGAUCAAACUUAAGUUGAAGAAAACUGCUGUUGAUGACAUUUCAGAAAGUCUGAGACAAGGUGGGGGAAAACUAAAUUUUGAUGAACUCCGGCAAGAUCUAAAAGGAAAGGGGCACACGGAUGCAGAGAUUGAAGCAAUAUUUACCAAAUAUGACCAGGAUGGGGACCAGGAAUUGACAGAGCAUGAACAUCAGCAGAUGAGAGAUGACCUGGAGAAAGAGAGGGAUCUGGACCUGGAUAGGAGUUCUCUGCCACGUCCUCUGAGCAGCCGCAGCUUCCCCCGGAGCUUGGAUGACUCUGAGGAGGAUGAGGAUGAAGACAGUGGACACAGCUCCAGGAGGAGAGGCAGCAGCUCUAGUGGGGUUUCCUAUGAAGAGUUCCAAGUACUCAUGAGGCGAGUGGAUCGCAUGGAGCAUUCUAUUGGCAGUAUUGUCUCCAAAAUCGAUGCGGUUAUUGUGAAGCUCGAAGCAAUGGAGAGAGCCAAACUAAAAAGGAGAGAUGUGUUGGGAAGACUGUUAGAUGGAGUGACAGAGGAUGAAAGACUGGGUCGUGACAAUGAAAUCCACAGGGAACAAAUGGAGCGACUUGUGCGAGAGGAGCUGGAGCGCUGGGAAUCGGAUGAUACAGCGUCUCAAAUGAGCCAUCGGUUGGGAACACCACUGGGACUGAAUGGCCAGCCUCGUUCGAGGAACUCUCGGCCAUCUUCCUCCCAGUCGGAUGGUAUUGAUGGGGGAGGAGGAAAUGGGGGGAAUAACAUCCACAUGUAG
Molecule: messenger RNA, 2304 nt
Organism: Tauraco erythrolophus (red-crested turaco)
Lineage: Eukaryota; Metazoa; Chordata; Aves; Musophagiformes; Musophagidae
Source: RefSeq, a predicted model, not a curated record